This is a messenger RNA of Spodoptera littoralis (African cotton leafworm), 555 nucleotides long. The record is from the annotation of a GenBank genome assembly. Lineage: Eukaryota; Metazoa; Arthropoda; Insecta; Lepidoptera; Noctuidae.
AUGACGCGGGUAUCAACAUCGCCGCCUCUGCGACUGCUGGAGCGGUUCGCGAACAGCACGCCAGCCCCGACCACUACAACCACCAGCACCAAUGUCGCCCCCUCCGUGCCGAAGCCCAGCGCCAACAACAAGAGGCCUACGCCCAUCAUUAUUUAUCCCACUGUGACACCGGAAUCGAUAGUGGUGCCGAUUGUAUCGUGUAUAUUCGGCUUUCCAUUGUUAGCGCUCACCGUUAUCUGCUGCUUGAGGAGAAGGGCCAAAAUGGCAAGAGAGCGAGCGAGGCGGCGAAAUUGUGAAUUGGAUCGUGGGGAACUGUCAGUGGUAAAGAUGUCUCCGGUGAAGACGAAGCCGCGACCUGUCAGCCUGAUACGUUCGCCAAGACCACCGCCAACUCUCGAACUUGACACCGUGCUUGAGGAACGAUCCGACCCUGAACAGACUACACUCUCACAGGUGGAGGUGACGCCAGAUCGUGAAGUGGGCACGAUACUGUUUGGUGCUGUGGGUGCUAUGGGUACGGCAGCGGCAGCGGCGAUGUGCAACCGGGACAGCUAG